AUGACGCCGCGACACUCAAUUGAGAGUCCACCAGACUCAAUUGAAAUGGAGCAUUCAACAGGAAGCGAGGGCACAUACACCCGCCCAUCGCCCCUCACACGAAGCAACACCAUGAUAAUGGACGAGCAAGACCAACAAGAGCUCCAAAGAAUCGCAACUGGCAUUUCCCAACGCCGCAGACAGAGCUUCGCCACAGUCCCCUCCAGAAUCGCCACCAUCAACGAAGAAGACCCCGCAUUGGACCCUACAAACAAAGCCUUCGACUUGUCGAAAUGGCUACCGGCUUUCAUGCACCAACUGCAGGAAGCAGGCGUCGGUCCCAAGAGCGCUGGUGUCGCCUUCAAGAAUCUGAGUGUCUACGGCACGGGAGCGGCGCUGCAGCUGCAGAAGACGGUGGCGGAUGUUAUCCAGGCGCCGUUGAGGAUUGGUGAGCAUUUCAAGUCGGGCAAGAAAGAGCCGAAGAGGAUUCUUCAUCAAUUCGAUGGGUUGCUAAGAGGUGGUGAGACGCUUAUUGUUCUCGGUCGGCCUGGCUCAGGAUGCUCGACGCUGCUCAAGACUAUGACGGGUGAGCUUGAGGGACUGCACCUCGGAGAGGAGUCGAUGAUUACGUAUAAUGGUAUCUCACAGAAGGAUAUGAUGAAGGAGUUCAAGGGCGAGACCGGUUACAACCAAGAGGUCGAUAAGCAUUUCCCUCAUCUCACCGUCGGCCAAACGCUAGAGUUCGCCGCUGCAUGCCGUCUCCCCUCCGACCCCGAAAAGCUCGGCCUCGAUGGAACACGCGAAGAAACGGUCAAGAACGCCACCAAGAUCGUCAUGGCGAUUUGCGGCUUGAGCCAUACAUACAACACCAAGGUCGGCAAUGAUUUUAUCCGCGGUGUCUCUGGUGGUGAGCGAAAGCGAGUUAGUAUUGCUGAGAUGAUGCUUGCUCAGUCGCCAAUGGCUGCGUGGGAUAACAGUACACGAGGUCUAGACUCCGCGACAGCUCUCAAGUUCGCCCAAGCUAUUCGUCUAGCCUCCGACUACACUGGCUCUGCCAACGCCUUAGCAAUCUAUCAAGCCAGCCAAGCCAUCUACGACCUCUUCGACAAAGCAGUAGUCUUGUACGAAGGUCGCCAGAUCUACUUCGGCCCCGCGAGCAAGGCCAAGGCCUACUUUGAGAAAAUGGGCUGGGAAUGCCCUGCUCGUCAGACCGCGGGCGAUUUCCUCACUUCCGUGACGAACCCGCAGGAGCGAAAGGCCAGACCAGGUAUGGAGAACAAGGUUCCUCGUACGGCGGAGGAGUUUGAGCUCUACUGGCAUAACUCGCCUGAGUGUAAGAGGCUACGGGAGGAGAUUGAGGUGUAUCAGCAGGAUUAUCCUUCACAUAACCGCUCUGAGGCUAUUGCGCCUUUGAGGGAGCGCAAGGCUCUUGUUCAGGAUAAGCAUGCUCGACCCAAGUCUCCAUACCUCAUCAGCUUCGUAACUCAGAUCCGCCUGACGACCAAGCGAGCCUACCAGCGAAUCUGGAACGAUCUUUCAGCGACAGCAACACACGUUGCAAUCGAUGUAAUCAUGUCUCUCAUCAUCGGUUCAGUCUACUACGGCACUGGCAACGGAUCCGCAAGCUUCUACUCCAAAGGCGCAGUUCUCUUCAUGGGUAUUCUCAUGAACGCACUCGCCGCCAUCUCCGAGAUCAACAAUCUCUACUCCCAGCGCCCCAUCGUCGAGAAACAUGCCUCCUACGCCUUCUACCACCCCGCAGCUGAAGCCAUCUCCGGUAUCGUGGCGGACAUACCCAUCAAGUUCAUCUCGGCGACUGUCUUCAACAUCAUCUUGUACUUCUUGGCUGGUCUGCGUCGUGAGCCUGGUAACUUCUUCCUGUUCUUCCUCAUCACGUAUAUCUCGACUUUUGUCAUGUCUGCGAUCUUCAGGACGAUGGCUGCUGUGACCAAGACGGUUUCUCAGGCUAUGAUGUUGGCUGGUGUUAUGGUCCUUGCGCUUGUUAUCUAUACUGGUUUCAUGAUUCGUGUUCCGCAGAUGGUUGAUUGGUUUGGCUGGAUUAGAUGGAUUAACCCGAUUUUCUACGCCUUUGAGAUCCUGGUCGCCAACGAAUUCCACGGUCGCGAGUUUGACUGCUCCCAGUUCAUCCCAUCCUACUCCGGCCUCAGCGGCGAUACAUUCAUCUGCUCAGCCGUCGGAGCUGUAGCAGGACAGCGGACAGUCAGUGGAGAUGCCUUCAUCGAGACCAACUACCGAUACUCCUACUCCCAUGUCUGGCGCAACUUUGGCAUCCUCAUUGCCUUCCUCGUCGGCUUUAUGCUUAUCUACUUCACCGCCACAGAGCUCAACUCCAAGACCGCGAGCAAGGCUGAGGUCCUCGUCUUCCAGCGUGGCCAGGUCCCCGCUCAUCUUCAGGAUGGUGUUGACAGGAGCGUGAACAAUGAGCAGCUCGCUGUGCCUGAGAAGACCAACGAGGGCCAGGAUUCUACGGCUGGGCUUGAGCCACAGACUGAUAUCUUCACUUGGAAGGAUGUUGUCUAUGAUAUUGAGAUCAAGGGUGAGCCCAGACGUCUUCUGGAUCACGUCACUGGUUGGGUCAAGCCUGGUACUCUCACCGCUCUGAUGGGUGUCAGUGGUGCCGGAAAGACUACUCUUCUUGAUGUUUUGGCUCAGCGAACUACCAUGGGUGUCAUCACUGGAGACAUGCUUGUCAACGGAAAACCUCUCGAUGCCAGCUUCCAACGCAAGACAGGAUACGUCCAGCAGCAAGAUCUUCAUCUCGAAACCUCCACCGUUCGCGAGAGUCUCCGCUUCAGCGCCAUGCUUCGUCAACCCUCAACCGUGAGCAACGAGGAGAAGCACGAAUGGGUCGAGAAGGUCAUUGACAUGCUCAACAUGCGAGAUUUUGCCAGCGCCGUCGUCGGUGUCCCCGGUGAAGGUCUCAACGUGGAGCAACGCAAGCUUCUCACCAUCGGUGUCGAACUCGCCGCUAAGCCCAAACUCCUGCUCUUCCUCGAUGAACCUACCAGCGGUCUUGACUCACAGAGCUCAUGGGCUAUCGUCGCAUUCCUUCGCAAGCUCGCCGACGCAGGACAAGCCAUCCUCUGCACUGUCCAUCAGCCCAGCGCCAUUCUGUUCCAGGAGUUCGAUCGUCUUCUGUUCCUUGCCCGUGGUGGUAAGACUGUGUACUUCGGCGAUAUCGGCCAGAACUCGCGCACGCUUCUUGACUACUUUGAGAAGGAGGGUGCUCGGGCUUGCGGUGAUGAUGAGAACCCAGCUGAAUGGAUGCUCGAGAUCGUCAACAACGCUACUAGCUCCCAGGGUGAAGAUUGGCACACUGUUUGGCAACGCAGCCAAGAGCGUGUCGCUGUCGAAGCGGAAGUCGGUAGGAUUGCAUCUGAGAUGUCGUCAAAGAAUCCCCAGGACGAUUCUGCCAGCCAGUCCGAGUUCGCCAUGCCGUUCCGUACACAGCUCCGAGAGGUUACUACGCGAGUCUUCCAGCAGUACUGGAGAAUGCCCACGUAUAUCAUGUCGAAGCUCAUUCUUGGCACGAUCUCUGGUCUUUUUGUUGGCUUCUCUUUCUACCAGCCUGAUAACUCGUCUGCUGGCAUGCAGAAUGUCAUCUUCUCCGUCUUCAUGAUUAUCACAGUCUUCUCUACUAUUGUUCAACAGAUCCAACCUCACUUCAUCACCCAGCGCGACCUGUACGAAGUCCGAGAACGACCCAGCAAGGCCUACUCUUGGAAGGCCUUCAUCAUUGCCAACGUCAUUGUCGAGAUCCCUUGGCAGGCUCUUACUGGCAUUCUCAUGUAUGCCUGCUUCUACUACCCUGUCAUGGGCGUCCAGAGCUCAGCCCGCCAGGGCCUCGUCCUUCUCUUCAUGAUCCAGCUCAUGCUCUACGCCAGCUCGUUUGCUCAGAUGACCAUCGCUGCUCUUCCUGAUGCUCUCACUGCCUCGUCCAUUGUCACUCUCUUGGUACUCAUGAGCUUGACCUUUAAUGGUGUUUUGCAGUCUCCUGAUGCUCUUCCAGGUUUCUGGAUCUUCAUGUAUCGCGUUAGUCCUUUCACCUACUGGGUUGCAGGUGUUGUAUCUACUGAACUGGGUGGACGUCUUGUGGAGUGUUCACGAUCUGAGGUCUCGAUCUUCAAUCCUCCAUCAGGCCAGACUUGUGGCGAUUACAUGGCAGACUAUCUGAAGCAGGCUCCCGGCCAGCUGCAGAAUCCUGAUGCUACAUCGGGCUGUCAGUACUGUUCUUUGUCCAACGCCGACCAGUUUAUGGCUGGGAACAGGAUCUACUACACCGAGAGAUGGCGCAACUUUGGCAUUGUUUGGGCGUAUAUUGGCUUCAACAUCUUCGUUGCUGUCGCAACUUAUUACAUGUUCCGAGUUAAGAAGUGGAACUUUGGAAAGAAGAAGAAGGCUUGA
Messenger RNA from Fusarium subglutinans, 4404 nucleotides. RefSeq names its product ATPase. Bases 1 to 4404 code for a protein of 1467 amino acids. The transcript has 7 exons. Gene Ontology annotation, biological process: transmembrane transport. Gene Ontology annotation, molecular function: ABC-type transporter activity; ATP binding; ATP hydrolysis activity. The record is from RefSeq and is a predicted model, not a curated record. Lineage: Eukaryota; Fungi; Ascomycota; Sordariomycetes; Hypocreales; Nectriaceae. Gene Ontology annotation, cellular component: membrane.